This is a messenger RNA of Chrysoperla carnea, 1389 nucleotides long. RefSeq names its product 26S proteasome regulatory subunit 6A-B (gene Rpt5). The coding region runs from base 91 to 1374 and encodes 427 amino acids. Lineage: Eukaryota; Metazoa; Arthropoda; Insecta; Neuroptera; Chrysopidae. The transcript has a single exon. Gene Ontology annotation, molecular function: ATP binding; ATP hydrolysis activity; proteasome-activating activity. Gene Ontology annotation, biological process: proteasome-mediated ubiquitin-dependent protein catabolic process. Gene Ontology annotation, cellular component: proteasome regulatory particle, base subcomplex. The record is from RefSeq and is a predicted model, not a curated record.
UGGUUAUAAAAAGACCUCUCAUCACAACAUUCACAUAUUCAACAAAACGGUGUCAGUUGAAAAUUAGAAGUGAAAAAUUUAAGAAAAUAAAUGGCAUCAUUAGAAGAUAAAUCAAUAUGGGACGAUGGAGAAGAUGCCCUAGGUGAAGAAGUACUUCGUAUGUCAAAUGAUGAAAUAAUUAGUCGCACUCGACUUUUAGACAAUGAAAUUAAAAUAAUGAAAAGUGAAGUAAUGCGAAUCAAUCACGAAUUACAAGCGCAAAAUGAAAAAAUUAAGGAAAAUACUGAGAAAAUUAAAGUAAACAAAACUUUACCAUAUCUAGUAUCAAACGUUAUAGAAUUAUUGGAUGUAGAUCCACAGGAAGAGGAGGAAGAUGGUGCUGUAGUGGAUUUGGAUGCUCAACGGAAGGGAAAAUGUGCAGUUGUUAAGACAUCAACACGGCAGACGUACUUCUUACCAGUUAUUGGUUUGGUUGAUGAAGAAAAAUUAAAACCAGGUGAUUUAGUUGGAGUGAAUAAAGAUUCAUAUUUAAUUUUGGAAACUUUACCUGCUGAAUACGAUGCUCGAGUUAAAGCUAUGGAAGUUGAUGAACGACCUACCGAACAAUAUUCUGAUAUCGGUGGUCUAGACAAACAAAUUCAAGAAUUAAUUGAAGCUGUUGUCUUACCAAUGACCCAUAAAGAGAAAUUUUUAAACUUAGGUAUCCAUCCACCAAAAGGUGUCCUUUUAUAUGGUCCACCUGGUACUGGUAAAACAUUGCUUGCUCGUGCAUGUGCUGCCCAAACAAAGUCAACAUUUUUAAAAUUAGCCGGACCACAGUUAGUACAAAUGUUUAUCGGUGAUGGUGCGAAAUUAGUACGUGAUGCUUUCGCCUUAGCCAAAGAAAAAUCUCCAGCGAUUAUAUUUAUCGAUGAAUUAGAUGCAAUUGGUACAAAACGAUUCGAUUCAGAGAAAGCCGGUGAUCGUGAAGUUCAACGUACUAUGUUGGAACUUUUAAAUCAAUUGGAUGGAUUUAGUUCAACAUCAGAUAUCAAAGUUAUUGCUGCUACCAAUCGUGUUGAUAUUCUAGAUCCAGCUCUUUUACGUUCAGGGCGUUUAGAUCGUAAAAUUGAAUUUCCACAUCCAAAUGAGGAGGCUCGUGCACGUAUUAUGCAAAUUCAUUCACGUAAAAUGACCGUAAAUCCAGACGUUAAUUUUGAAGAAUUAGCUCGUACAACUGAUGAUUUUAAUGGGGCACAAUGUAAGGCAGUAUGCGUUGAAGCUGGUAUGAUUGCUUUACGUAGAAAUGCUUCAGCAGUUACUCAUGAAGAUUUCAUGGAUGCUAUUAUGGAGGUUCAAGCUAAGAAGAAAGCUAACUUGAAUUAUUAUGCUUAAAUAGCUUUACUCUUU